Messenger RNA from Helobdella robusta, 990 nucleotides. RefSeq lists its product as hypothetical. The transcript is spliced from 2 exons. The coding region runs from base 1 to 990 and encodes 329 amino acids. NCBI's taxonomy places the organism in Eukaryota, Metazoa, Annelida, Clitellata, Rhynchobdellida, Glossiphoniidae. The record is from RefSeq and is a predicted model, not a curated record. Gene Ontology annotation, molecular function: DNA-binding transcription factor activity; sequence-specific DNA binding. Gene Ontology annotation, biological process: regulation of DNA-templated transcription.
AUGUCGCUAGCUGCAUCAAAUCAGGAAACAAAUAAUAAAACAGCUAACAACGGCGAAAGGAAGAUCAAAGAGUUGCUCAUUGAAGCUUUGACAAAAGAGCCCAAUGGAUUGACUGUCAGUCAGUUAUAUAACUACAUCGUAGCCAACAGCAAAACAUUCACUUUGAAAGAUAUCACUUGGCAGGGCAAUGUGAGACAUCUCUUGUCCAAAAAAAGUUAUUUCCGUAAAACUGAUGUUAAGAAUGCAACUCAGCGGGGAAGGUAUUGGGUAUUUGAUGUUAAUAUAUACAACCAAUUAAGAACGGAAAAUAAGGACAAUUUAUUGGCGUUGUCACUUCCGAAAGAAUUGGACGUCACCUCAACAACUCAGAGGCUCAGCGCACUUUGUGAUGAUAGCGAAUCGAAUUUUUGCACGAGUAGUAACAACUUUUUGUGUUCAUCUACUGCACAAAAUACACAAAGACUAUCAAAUCAACUUUCCGUUGGCUCAUCGCAAAUGUAUGGUUAUACUUCCACAUUUUCCAAUGACCCAACAGCAAACCAAAAUAUUUAUUCAACAGCUUAUCAACAGCAUCAAUCAAAUUAUAAUGCAGUUGCGCAAUACAAUUCGUAUAGAUACAACUUUUCUAAUAACGGAUUUUUCGUCUCUGGUAAUGAUGAUAAUGAUCAAACUGCAAUGAAAAUAUCUGAACAAAAUAACCAGUUUGCAUAUGCAACAAAGAGCUCAUUCAAUCAACCUGGUGGCACAUAUUUAUUCAGCCAAAUGAAUUCUGUAGAACCUACACAAAUAUGUAAUGUGCAUAACAACUUCAGCGGUUUUCGUCAUACUAACGCAAAUGAAGGAUUCAACCAAAAUGGAUAUUAUCAACCGACAGACAACAACUUACAGGGUAGUGCAUAUUUCAACAUGAAUUCUGUUGCAUCAAACAACAACCAGCAAAAUAUAAUAAUAAACCCAGUCAUUCAGUAUUAUGGAAAUAAUCGAAGUUAA